AUGGGGGAGAGCGCGGUAGACCGCUCCUCUGCUCAGGUGGUGAUGAAGGCGGAGGGGCCCCCAGUGUUCCAGUACUCGGAGGAGGCGGACCUAGAGCUGGACGAAACUGAUUCCCCAUCUGACCUGCAAUUGGUGAAAAGAAGAUGGCAAUUCCCAAAUGUUACUACAGUCCCCCAACCAGCUCUUGCUGGUUUCUCUGGUAGAGCAUUUAUGUCAUGUCCAUGAACAGAACCCGCAGCGCUCUAAACAACUUUUUAGAUUGCUUUGCCAAACCUUCACAAGAAUGGGCCUCCUGACUCCGUUUGCCUUCAGUGAUGAGUUCAGCUCCGUGAGACUGCAGCACAGCACAGCGAUCACGGAACUACUAAAGGCUGCUAAUCGGCACAUGCACAAAGAGGAAAUUACCAAUGGUGACCUAAAUACACAUUUGAACAGGGCAAAGGAUAUGCUUGCCGAGGCACAGACUUCUCGUUACUUGAAUGAAUUUGAGGAAAUUACACAGCUUGGGAAAGGUGGAUAUGGAAAGGUCUACAAGGUCCGCAACAAGCUGGAUGGCCAGUUCUAUGCAAUAAAAAAAAUUCUGAUUAAGAAGGUGUCGCGCAGAGAUUGUAAAAAGGUUCUUCGUGAAGUUAAGGUGUUGGCUGGCCUGCAGCAUCCCAAUAUUGUUGGUUACAAUACAGCCUGGAUGGAACAUGUUGAGCCGCCACACUCAAAAUGCAAAACUGCUCCCACAUUAAAAGCUAUUAGAGGUUCUUCCAACCAAAGGCCUCAGGAACAUUUUAAAGAUAUCCAGAGCACAGAGAGCAGUGAUGGCUCCAUUGUGUUUGCUGACUCUGGAGAGGGGAACCCCCCUGCCGCCUCUGCUUCACAGAGUAUUAACAUGAUGUCUGUAAAAAGAAAGACGUGUUCUGCUGAGAGCAAGAUGCAAAACUUUACUGCAUCUGAUGUUUAUUACUGCAGGAACAAAGACUCGAAUGCCAAUGUCCGCCCAGUGUCCAGUGUAUAUAAAAAGUUUGAUACAUCUCCGGAGCUGUGCCGGAGAGACCGUUGUCCGUUCAGCUCGGAGGAUGAUAUAGAUGAUGGAAGUGACUCAUCUUGUGAUGAAGAAGAUUGUCCUCACAAGGAAUUAUGCUUACAUCGAUACUUUGAAAUACAGUAUCACUUGAUGCUACAUAUACAGAUGAAAUUAUGUGAAAAGUCUUUGUGGGAUUGGAUUGAAGAGAGAAAUGAGCGUUACAGGAAAGAGAGAGCUUCUUCAAGAUGCUUUGAGUUUGUGGAUGUGUCUAGCGCACUCAGCAUAUUCUACCAACUUCUGCAAGGAGUGCGAUAUAUCCAUUCUAUGGGAGUCCUUCAUAGAGAUCUGAAGCCAAGAAAUAUUUUCUUGCAAGGACCAGACUUGCAUGUACGCAUUGGGGAUUUUGGGCUCGCUUGCAGAGAUAUUUUGCAACCUUCAGACCACGGGUUAAAGAAAGAUGGGACCACAGACUCAAUGCAUACUUCAGGAGUUGGCACCUGUUUAUAUGCUGCUCAAGAACAGUUAAAAGGAUCACACUAUGAUUUUAAGUCUGAUAUGUACAGUGUGGGUGUUAUAUUAUUGGAACUCUUCCACCCGUUCUGGACUGAGAUGGAGAGAAAUGACAUUUUAACAUUGUUGGGCAAAGGCAUUGUUCCAAAAUCCUUUGAAAAUCAUUGGCCAAUGCAAACCAGAUAUGUUAAGCUACUCACCAAUGCAGACUGUGGACUGCGACCAUCUGCUGAUCAAAUGCUGAAAUGUGAACUCUUUCGUGAAAAGGAAAAUGUGAUCCAGAAUCUCCAGCAAAAAGUUCUCAGUUUAGAGGAGGAAAACGAGAGACUGAAAAAGAGCCUAGAGCUGUUACAAGAACAGAUGUCAAUCAGACCGGGAAUAGAAUCCCCGGUAUAA
This is a messenger RNA of Staurois parvus, 1921 nucleotides long. The record is from the annotation of a GenBank genome assembly. NCBI's taxonomy places the organism in Eukaryota, Metazoa, Chordata, Amphibia, Anura, Ranidae.